Molecule: messenger RNA, 542 nt
Organism: Staurois parvus
Lineage: Eukaryota; Metazoa; Chordata; Amphibia; Anura; Ranidae
Source: the annotation of a GenBank genome assembly
GGGCAGGAGAUGGUGUAACAAAGGGCAGGGUGACAGCAGAGGGGCAGGCUGAGCUCAGGAUCUGAAGGCUGACAGACAUGAAGUGUGAGAACUGCACCAAAACGGAAUGCAGCAAGAAAAAGAAGAAAGAAGAGGGGGAGAACUCAGAACUUCAGGAAACCGCAUCGGGGCUGGGAGACGGAGACGAGAAAAGUGAAUUCCACCGUCUUGCCGACGCUCGCAUCUUCCUGAGCGACUGCCUGGCUUGCGGCAAUUGCGUGACGUCCGAGGAAGGCGCCCGUAUUUUCGCACAAAAACCAGAAGGAGCUCUUCAACGUCUUGAGCCUCAACAAGAGAUGUGACGCUUCGCUCCACAGGUUUGGUGGUGGCCUCCGUGAGUCCACAGUCCGUGCCUUACUUUGCCGUGAAGUUCCAUCUGUCCGUCUGUGAGGCGGCUAGAAAGCUCUGUGGGUUUUCUGAAAAGUUUAGGUGAGCUGUUGGCGCAGUACAGAUUGCACAAGACAUUUUUGCAUUUGCAAUUUUUAUUUAUUUUUUUCAAUUUU